AUGGUUAUUCCUCCGGCGAUAAACAAGAAGCUUAGAGCAUGUUUAGGCUGUUCUCUAGUGAAGACUCAAUCUCAGUUCAAAGAAUCAGGUUGUGAUAAUUGUGUUAUGCUAAGAAUGAAAGAUAGUACAGAUAAUGUUCUUGAUUGUACUACAGAUAGGUUUUCUGGUCUAAUUGCUAUCAUUAAUGCUAAGAGUUCUUGGAUGGCUAGAUGGCAACAUCUAGAUGGAUAUACACAAGGUCUUUAUGCCAUUACUAUGGAUGGAGAUCUACCCGAAAGUAAAAUCAUGGCCUUAGAAAGAGCCGGACGUACAUACAUCCCCAGAGAUAAGUCCUUUGCCAUCUAG
Nematocida homosporus is the source of this 345-nucleotide messenger RNA. RefSeq names its product transcription elongation factor SPT4. Bases 1 to 345 code for a protein of 114 amino acids. NCBI's taxonomy places the organism in Eukaryota, Fungi, Microsporidia. The transcript has a single exon. Gene Ontology annotation, biological process: mRNA processing; positive regulation of DNA-templated transcription, elongation; regulation of transcription elongation by RNA polymerase II. Gene Ontology annotation, cellular component: nucleus; DSIF complex. The record is from RefSeq and is a predicted model, not a curated record. Gene Ontology annotation, molecular function: RNA polymerase II complex binding; zinc ion binding.